AUGUCCGACGCGCCCACCGGAACACAGCCUGCAAGCAAGCGGUGGACUUACUUCCACUCCGCACUCCAACUCGCCAUACAACGUGCAGCGCACAAAUGGUCGUAUGAGGACUUCACCGAAUGUUUCUCCCAGUGGUGCGAAGAACAACCAGAGUCCGCGUCUGUUGUCUUCAACAAGGUUUCCCAACAUAUGGAAUCAUCAAUUACGGACAACUGCGAGAUGCUCUUCGAGCAGUUCAACGUGCGCGAAAACCUAGACAGACUUCAUGCCGUCGUCACCGAAGCCAGGGCCAGAAAGCAGACGGGUUACGAUGAAAAAGACGUCUGGAAGGAAGAUCUCCAGCCUGACGCCGCGGUCUGGGCUAGAACCAUUCCCGUGUUUGAGGCAGAGCGCGAUCGUCUGCGCGCCGAGCUGGAACAGCUCGACAAGCGGAAUCUCGCGCUCCAGGGUCAGUUUCAGGACAACGUCAGGGAACGAGAACGAGUGGACGAUGAGGCGGCCGCGCUCCUCGACAUAUUAGAUCAGAUCCAGGUAAAAUGGGACAAGCUCCCGUUGGAGGAGAUUCAGUCAUGGACGCUGCAGACGGCAGAGUCCAUCAAUAGCGUCAGACCAACAGCAGGAUGA
This is a messenger RNA of Sparassis crispa, 624 nucleotides long. RefSeq lists its product as hypothetical. The record is from RefSeq and is a predicted model, not a curated record. Gene Ontology annotation, cellular component: MIS12/MIND type complex. The transcript is spliced from 5 exons. NCBI's taxonomy places the organism in Eukaryota, Fungi, Basidiomycota, Agaricomycetes, Polyporales, Sparassidaceae. Gene Ontology annotation, biological process: chromosome segregation. The coding region runs from base 1 to 624 and encodes 207 amino acids.